This is a messenger RNA of Solanum lycopersicum (tomato), 2710 nucleotides long. RefSeq names its product putative pentatricopeptide repeat-containing protein At3g49142. NCBI's taxonomy places the organism in Eukaryota, Viridiplantae, Streptophyta, Magnoliopsida, Solanales, Solanaceae. The record is from RefSeq and is a predicted model, not a curated record. Gene Ontology annotation, biological process: RNA modification. Gene Ontology annotation, cellular component: intracellular membrane-bounded organelle. Gene Ontology annotation, molecular function: RNA binding; zinc ion binding; protein binding.
ACAUGACAUUUAACAUUCUAUCAUAAGAAUUGAGGAAAUGAAGUCCAAAUGGUGGAGAAAGGUUUAUUUAACUCAGUUGGAACUAUUUUGGUCUCUUUCAUAGUCCUCCAGUUAAUGUAGGAUCACUGGACUUCCAUGAAUAUAUUUAUUUCUUUUAGCAGGCAUCAGGGCUUCCAUGAAUAAAUUAUCAGAACAAUAUUCAGAAAAUGAUAAACUGCUAUUUCAUUUGAUGACAUCCAUUACAGGACCCUUGCGUCUUUGCCGCUAUAGUUCCACAGCCAAUUCAUAUAUACAAACAGUGAGAAAACCCCAGCUGAGCUACUCUCUCAAUGUAGACGAAGUUUCUUCCAGUCGUAUAUUAGACAGACUCCCAGAUAUCAAAACAGUAAAGAAACUUCAUGCCAAGAUCAUUUUUGAUCCAGGUCUAUGUAACAACACUUCUCUUGCCAUCAAAUUGAUGCGUGCUUAUGCUGCUUGUGGCCAACCGACUGUUACCCGCCAACUGUUCGAUAAAAUACCUGAGAGAAAUGGGGCGGUCUAUAAUGUCAUGAUCAGGAGUUAUGUGAAUAACAAGUACUAUAAAGAUGCGAUUUUUAUUUAUAUAGAUAUGUGUAAGCGACAUGUUAGCCCUGAUAACUAUACGUUUCCGUGUGUUCUUAAAGCUUGUUUUGGUUCCGACAAUUUGAGGGUGGGGCUGCAGAUUCACUGUGCUGUUGGCAAGAGGGGUCUUGAUUCUGACUUAUUUAUUGGUAAUUGUCUAGUGGCUAUGUAUGGGAAAUGUCGGUGUUUAGUGGAGGCUCGCCAGGUUCUUAGUGAAAUGCCCAAACGGGACGUUGUUUCUUGGAAUUCAAUGGUUGUUGGUUAUGCUCAAAAUGGAAGGUUUGAUGAUGCGUUAGAGGUUUGUAAAGAAAUGAACGUGUUAGGUUAUAAGCCAAAUGCAGGAACCAUGGCUAGCCUUUUACCUGCUUUAAGCAAUACUAGCAUUGAGAAUGUCUUGUUCGUCAAAGAUAUUUUCAUGAGUUUGGAUAAAAAGGAUUUGGUUCCAUGGAAUGUGAUGAUAGCUGUACAUGUCAAGAAUUAUAUGCCUAAUGAGGCGGUUGAGCUCUAUUUCCAAAUGGAAACUAGUGGGAUAGAACCUGAUGCUAUAACUCUUGCUAGCAUUCUUCCUGCUUGUGGGGAUCUUUCAGCUGUAUCAUUGGGAAGGAGGAUUCAUGAAUUUAUUGAGACAAAAGGUCUUCGUCCAAAUUUAUCUCUUGAGAACGCAUUAGUUGAUAUGUAUGCCAGGUGUGGAUGUUUGACAGAGGCAAGAAAAAUGUUUGAGGAUAUGAAGUUUCGGGAUAUUGUGUCAUGGACUUCCCUGAUAUCUGCUUAUGGUAAGAGUGGCCAAGGUCGGGAUGGAGUUGCUUUGUUUUCACAAAUGUUGGAGUCUGGUCUUCAACCUGAUUCUAUUGCUUUUGUUUCCAUUCUUUCUGCUUGUAGCCAUGCAGGAUUACUACUUGAAGGAGAACACUAUUACAAGCUAAUGACAGACAAGUACAAGAUUGUUCCUAGGUUAGAACAUUAUGCCUGCAUGGUUGAUUUAAAAGGACGAGCUGGACACAUAAACGAGGCCUUCAAUUUCAUCAAGCAUAUGCCUAUAGAGGCUAAUGAGAGAAUUUGGGGUGCUCUUUUGGGUGCCUGUCGGGUGUACAAUGAUAUGGACAUUGGGCUUGUAGCUGCAGACAAUCUUUUUGAAUUGGCCCCAAAGCAGUCUGGUUAUUAUGUCUUGCUAUCAAAUAUUUAUGCAAAGGCUGGAAGAUGGAAAGAUGUAACGACUGUUAGAUCAAUCAUGAAGGGAAAAGGGAUUAAGAAAAUGCCUGGUGUCAGCAAUGUAGAGCUAAAUAACAUGGUGCACACCUUUCUUGCUGGUGACACGUCUCACCCACAAUCAAAGGAGAUCUAUGAAGAGUUAGACAUACUAAUAGGUAAGAUGAAAGAGGAAGGAUAUGUCCCAGAAAUAGAUUCUGCCCUUCACGACGUUGAGGAGGAAGAGAAAGAAAAUCAUCUAGUAGUUCAUAGUGAGAAGCUGGCUAUUGUCUUUGCAAUUAUGAACACCAGUCAUGGUACACCCAUUAAAAUUACUAAAAAUUUACGCGUGUGUGGAGAUUGCCACAUUGCUGCAAAACUUAUCUCCAAGAUCACCCAACGUCUGAUUGUAGUUAGGGAUACAAAUCGUUAUCAUCACUUUCAAAAUGGAGUUUGCUCAUGUAGUGACUAUUGGUGAAUGGUGACUCUGCCAGGAGUUUCAUACUUGUGCUCGUAUUUCAGUUGCUCAUGUAAGUAGGCUGCAAAGUUCUUAUACUCAUUUUGCUUAGCACAUUACCCUUUUUGGGCUUCAAUCAACAAUUUGUUGGCCCUCUAGCAAGGUUUGCAGGAAGAGUCAGUGGGCACAGAUGACACAGACAACACAAGCAAUUGAAUGGAAAAUUUUGGACAUAAGUUGCUCACACUGUGAGAGGCCUCCUACCAUAAUCUUAUUCGUUAUACAUCAAAUAGUAAAGAGCUCAAUUGAGCCACUUCAGGAGCUGUAACUUCUUUUAUCAGAGAAAAGAAGCCAAAUUUGUAUAAGAAAAUAUAGUCUUCAGUUUCAUGCUCUUAUUGUUGAUUGGCAUAAUAUACCCAAUAACUGUACUAGUUUGCAUAAUCAGCACGCUUUCUUGAUCUGAUCCAA